CGUACACUAAUCGGCUUCCUGUUUACGUUUGUUGAGCACUUUCUCAGAGCGAGAAUAAACAGCAGACUUCACAAACUGAACCUGGAAACAGGCUCCGCGUUAGUUUUGUUCAAAACCCUCGCUGUCCGCGCGCCUGCAGCCGAUCCUGUCUGUUAGACAGGCCGUUUCAAUGCAUUUCAGACAAGCUUUAGCGCCGCGCAGAUGGACGCUGUUGAUCUGUUUUCAAGCUGCAGAAAGGGCGACAUUGCCAGAGUGAGAUACCUGGUUGAACAGAGGGAUGUAGAACUGAACAUCAGAGAUAAGUGGGACAGCACACCUCUGUAUUAUGCAUGUCUCUGUGGACAUGAAGAGCUGGUGCAGUACCUGCUUGCCAAUGGAGCAAAGUGUGAGGCGAACACGUUUGACGGUGAGCGCUGUCUGUACGGAGCGCUGAGCGACCCCAUCCGCCGCCUGCUCAAAGAGUACAAGCGCAUCACUGCGAAGGCCAUGCAGAGAGACUAUUAUGACCAGUUCCUGCAGACGCUUUUGGAGCAGGGAAACUACAGCGAUGUGACGUUUAUGGUGCACGGUGAGAUGUUCAAGGCCCAUCGCUGUAUCUUGAGUGCCCGAUCAGAAUACUUCGCACACAUGCUGGAGACCAAGUGGAGGGGGAAGUGUGACAUUACCCUCAAACAUCCACUGGUCAACCCUGCUGCCUUUGGUGCAAUCAUGCAGUAUUUCUACACCGGCCGUUUGGAUAUAGAUGUGAAUUACGUGGAGGACUGCAAGCGUUUGGCGAAACAGUGCAAGAUCAGCGAGCUGAUUGAGGAGCUGGAAGUGAAGUGCAAACAGGUCUAUGAGUUUGUGUCUAAUAAGCCCGGGACGUGUGUGAAGGUGUUGACUCUGGAUCCUCAUGACUCUCAGCUGCAGGAUGGGAUGGCUCUGCUGGCUGACAGCGCACUUCCUGCCGAGCUGCGGGUUGGAUACGGUCAGCUUCCUUUCGAUCUAACUGAUAGUUUUCCGAGUUACCCUGACAUCUGCUUCCGGGUGGAGGGCUAUGACUUCCUGUGUCAUAAGGCGUUUUUCUGUGGUCGCAGUGAUUAUUUUAAGGCUCUGGUGGAGGAUCAUUUCAGCGAAGGGCAAACUCUGCAGACUCAUCCCAGGAUCCCCGUCAUCACCCUUCAUGACGUGUCUCACGAUUUGUUUACAAGAAUCCUAUACUACAUCUACAGUGAUAACACUCAGCUCUCUCCUGAGAACGUUUUUGAGGUUCUGUGGGUGGCUGACAUGUACCUGCUGCCGGGUCUGAAGCGUCUGUGUGGCAGGACUCUGGCUGUGCUGCUCAACGAGGAGAACGUGCUGCACAUGUGGAAAACGGCCAAACUGUUCCGGCUCUCGCGUCUGGAGGACCAGUGCACUGAAUACAUGGCCAAGAUCAUAGAGCGGCUGGUGGAAAGGCCAGAGUUUGCUGACAUGAUCAGAGAGGAUGCUGGGAAUGUGGCCGCCAGGCAGGAAACCGAUUCCAUCCCUCUGGUAGACGAGAUCCGUUUCCACAUCGCCAGUGAUGUUCAGACGUACAGCGCCAUCGAGGAGGCCAACCAGAAACUGAGCGCCCUGGAGCUCUUGCUGGCCAGCAUUGGCCUGGAGUGCUGAGAAACACAAACGCUCACCGAACGCUUCACAUGCACAAAUAAUCCGUAGCAAACUAGCACCACGUUAGUAGUAACAAACUUAUAUGGUGGAUUCUAACCAAAAACAUGCAUCAUGUUGCAGUGUCCUGUUGUGAUGCAGUGAAGCUGCCUGUCUUCAGUUGUUUCUGUUGGUUUUUAUUGAACUAAAAGAGAGAUGAAAGCUUGACAUUUCACCAGAAGUGAGCUUUAUAUAUCAGAUCAAGUUCUUCCUGAUAUCUGGACAUACACUGUUCGUUCUUCCACAUGCGUCAUGACAGAUAUAUUUUUCAAGCUUUAUAAGAAACGUUAAGUUGGAGUCAAAAUGAUGCUGUUACAUCACUGAAUAUGAUUUGAGCCAGUGAUCAAUGAUUUGAUUCAGGAACGAAUGAUUUAUUGACAUGCAUUAAAGAAAAGGAGUGCAUUGAUAAAGUAUCUUAUUUGAGAUGUGUUCAUGAUAGGACUGACAAUAUUGAAAUCAUGUUGUUUGAUCCAAGAGUGAAUUCCGAACGGAUUUCACUUGCGUUC
Messenger RNA from Carassius carassius (crucian carp), 2174 nucleotides. RefSeq names its product ankyrin repeat and BTB/POZ domain-containing protein 1-like. NCBI's taxonomy places the organism in Eukaryota, Metazoa, Chordata, Actinopteri, Cypriniformes, Cyprinidae. The transcript has 12 exons. The record is from RefSeq and is a predicted model, not a curated record. Gene Ontology annotation, cellular component: ubiquitin ligase complex; cytoplasm. Bases 202 to 1632 code for a protein of 476 amino acids. Gene Ontology annotation, molecular function: protein binding.